Molecule: messenger RNA, 3329 nt
Organism: Hemicordylus capensis (graceful crag lizard)
Lineage: Eukaryota; Metazoa; Chordata; Lepidosauria; Squamata; Cordylidae
Exons: 4
Coding region: 35-760 (241 amino acids)
Source: RefSeq, a predicted model, not a curated record
UUGGCCAACUGCCUGCUUGCUGACCUGAAGCGAAAUGGCCUUCUUCGUCUGGGUUUUGGCUUUGGCCAUUACAAGCCUCAUUGUCUUGAUCUAUAUCUACCAGAAAAUGGGCGGUUCAAGGUGGAGGAGACAAGUCCGAAAGCAUCGGCGUGUCCGGGUGGACCAUCAGCGUCUACGUAAGCAUCCCUCUAAAAAAACUGAACAUCGGAUGCCAGGACCUGUUUACGUGGAACAGCCUUGGCUUACUGAGUGUCUGUCACAGGGUGACUGUUACUUUAAAUGUGGACAAUGGCGAAAAGAAAAACCUGCCCAUCACAUGAGGAGACCUCUCAGCGUCCAAGAUCUUUGGCUCGCUCUAGGACUGGGUGGAUUUCUCCCGGAGCAUGAGCGCUGGCUACAAGAAUUUCUCUGUGGCAUGAUGAGACCUAUGCUGGCACGUUUUAUGCAUUCCCUACAGAAGAGGAAUGGGGGUAACAACCCAAGGGAUGGCCCGCAUCCUCAGGCUAGGGUGGGAGUGCUAAAUCUGCCACCCACUCCACUGGUGCCAGGGGGACCGGUAAAGUGGGGCUAUCGGGGUCUAAACUAUGGGGACUUUUUAUGGGACAGGGCAGUUAAUCAGAAAAGAAUCCCACCUCUCCUUUUCACCCUGGGGGGCUUCACACUGCUGUGCAUCACAGCCAAAGCUGCACACAGGCCCAAGAAACAAUUUGCUAGGAUUGGAGCUAGACUGACACAUUGGGGUGAUGGGGAGUGCCACUGAAGAACAGGCAGCUGAGCAAGAUUCUAGCAGGCAGAUCAGGACCUUGGAUAGCUCUGGGCAGGGACAGUUGCACUGGAGGGAAAAACCAGAGCAGGGUAGACCUUGCUUCAGCAGUGUUGACAAGUCCACUGCAGGCUUCGAUCUCUGGCUGGCUAGCACAACAGUUUUGCCAUAUACUGAGUGGCAGUAUACCAUUGGUCCAUCUAGCUCAGUAUUGUCUACACAGAGUGGCAGCGGCUUCUCCAAAGUUGAUUGUUCAGCAUCAUUCUAGUAGCACUCUGUGGUUCUGGAUGUCAGCCACCAUCUGCGGAAAUGCAUUUUUGGUCCUCGGGGUACUGAGCCUGUGCUGAACCUUUCUGCCUCAGAUCCAAGAGCCUCAGUUCGCCCCAAGACUGGGUAGAUCUUGCCAUGGGAGUGAGCAUCACCUAAGGAAUCUGAACAUCUCAUGUCAACACCUAUCCAUAUGCAUUUUAUGCAAGGCUUAAGUCUCCUAUAGAAGAUGAAUGGGGGUUGGAACCGAGGGGUCGAUAGCAUUCUUGGGCCAUGUAGAGAGUACUAGAUCUUUCCCCCAUUGCACUUGUGCAAGGGGGUUCUGGUAGAGUGGCGGCAUCUGGGUCUGAGCUGUGGGGACCUCCUUCCUCUGAGUCAGGAACAGGGCUAGAUUGGCACAGUUGCUCAGAAGAUAUCUUUUUUCUGCUCCUGCUCCUGCUCCUCCCACUGCUGGGCAUCAUCACUGUCAGGGCACAGAAAGAAAAGCAACAGAAGGAUGCUAUGGAGAGAGUCACUACCACAUCUGGCAUUGUCCCUGUAGCAUCAGGUGGUCCAAAUAUCCCCCCUCAGUGGAAGCCUUUUCAGGUUGAGGUACUCCUCAAUCCGAGGCCAGCGAUGGGGUCUGUCAGUACAGAGCAUGUUUCUGUUUUCAUUGGCAUCCAAUGCCUACUUUCAUCCUAAUACGUAAUCCUAAUUAUGUAAUACAUAAUGCUAUCAGAGCUUGUCUACCCCACAGACUUCAUGUGGUUGAAUCUUUUCUUUUGUUAGCAUUGCCACUGCAGGCCAUGUAGCAAUUCAUACUUUGUGAACAAGACAGAUCUCUCCUUUCAAGACAUUACACAAAUAGUUUGGGGGGAAACAUGACUUAUAGACUUGGAAAAGAAAAUUCACCAAGUCAUUUCAUAGUAUGGCUACAUGAUCGUCCAUGCAUUGGUGAAUAUGCUUGUCCAAACUGGCAGCUGUGAUCCUUUCAGGGCACACUUGCAAAAUCUCUCUUGAAGAUAAAAUGGAUAGGCUAAUAGGGUGGUGUCUGCAGUCAUGCAGUGAGUUAACGGUACAGCCUUAAGUAUUGUGCAGCCUCCAGAUUUCCCCUCCACUCCUCCCUCGGGGAGGAGGAAUCCUGCUGCAGGCCUGUCUUGAGAGCCCUCUUCCAAAAACCAACCCUUGUGUGGUGUCUGUGAAGGUUCAAUAGACAACACACUACAGAGCUGUUCUCAUCAUGGCCAUUAGCUUGGUAGGACAAGCUUCCAGCCAGUCUCAGGAGCUGUGUGCCCUCCCACUAUGGAGUCACGUAUGCAUCACAAACUGGAUCUGAGAAGAGGGAAAUGAACCCGGGGGAGGUGGGCACAGACUCUGGCAGGGCCAUGCUACCCAGCACACUCAGCCAGCAAAUUACCCAGAUCGGAGGAAAUGCCUUUACAGCCUGUGCCCGCCUCCCACGGGACCCUCCCCUCCGACGACCCAGCCCCCAACUCACACGCUAGUUGGGGAACAGCAAAAACAUGCACAACCCCCCAAGGAGAACAGGAUUCCUGUACCAUUCAGUCUGUGAUUUGGACUGUGAAAACAGCAGUCCUGAGAGAACGUUGAGUAUUCCCAUGAUGGAGCUGAGAUUUCAGAAGUGGGUCUGUGUUCUUUUCUUGAUGUCUUUGACACAAAGUGCGGAAAGGCAGGAUUGCGUUGGCCACUACUUGAUCUGUUGUCAUUAACCUUCUCACCAUGGGUAUUUGCAAAAAACUCCACCGAAGAAUGGUGCAGACAAAGCAGCUCAUCCCACAGAAUACUGCAAGCCAUGGAGGUAGUGUUAGGGAAAUGAUGCCGUUCCUAACAUAGCGGAGCUGGGGAGGACCAGCAGAGCUUCAAUAGAGAACACACUCAAGAGAGCUGUUCUCAUGGCCAUCAACUGGGUCAGACAAGCUCUCAGCCAGUCCCAAGCCCCAGUCACGUAGGAAUCAUCAACAUCCUCAGAGAAGAGGAGGAGACACCCGUGGGAGGCAGGCACAGACUCCGCAGGUUUCACCCUACUCAGCCAAACUUCACUAACAGCUUGUAUAUAAGACCCAAGAAGUGAUCGGCAUUUGAGUUAUAAAUCUCUCAAAUUCUGCCACAUCUCUGAGAAUACCACCUUGCUUUUGUAUUUCCUUCUGUGCUAUGCUCUUGAUUGGUGAAUCUUGAAACCAGCCUCCACUGCAAACUCCAGCCCUGUCCACCACCAAGGACGAACGGACCCGACCCUACUUUGUGGUAAGCACCCUCCCUUUCCAGGGAAUCCUGAGCACUCUAGUUCUGUGGGGUGGAG